AUGAAAAUUAAAAACUCUACAGUCAGUGUCAAAUUUGCAAGUUUCAAGUACAUAUUUCCCACCAAGAAGACGGUGGAAUCAGGUGGAAGAGCCAUGACAUCCUCUGACUAUUCACCAUGGCUGCGAGUACCAGCAGGAGCAGCGUUGGCCGGGCCUAACCGAGUUGCGGCUUUCCCAGUUUCCCAAUUUUUGCGGCCUUCGCAGAUUACUGCGUCGAGCAGCGACAUGUUGCAAUCAAACUCGAGUCUCACGCUAGUCUUGAUUCGGAGUGUCUAG
Messenger RNA from Hymenoscyphus albidus, 276 nucleotides. The record is from the annotation of a GenBank genome assembly. NCBI's taxonomy places the organism in Eukaryota, Fungi, Ascomycota, Leotiomycetes, Helotiales, Helotiaceae.